Molecule: messenger RNA, 1479 nt
Organism: Spodoptera littoralis (African cotton leafworm)
Lineage: Eukaryota; Metazoa; Arthropoda; Insecta; Lepidoptera; Noctuidae
Source: the annotation of a GenBank genome assembly
AUGGAACCACCUCCUGAAGCAAGAGAACCCCCAGAGCUAUGCCAUUCUCCAACAUCAGAGUUACCAAAGAUUGAAGAACCUCAAGUUGCUUCUGAAAACCCACAGGGUGAGGACCUUGUGGAGUGUCAAGGGGUUGAGGAUCCCCAAGGUUCCCUUGAAGACCCAAUGAAGACUGCAAACGAGGUUUGCUUAAAUAGCUCCCAGGGACCCCCUGUAGAAAGUAUAAGUGACAGCUGCCAGCAGCCGCCUGAUAAUAAGCCCACUGCAGAUGAUUCAAGCAGUGCACAAAGUCCACAACAACCCCCUGAAGAACUGGAGACUGCGAGCGUUGCAGAAGCUACCGAUAAUUUGCAACGACUUCCAGAUAUUGUUGAUGUUACAAUAAAUAUUGAUAACCGAAUAAAUGAAACGGAUAACUCAACAAGCCAACCUGAAGAUAUUGUGACUAAUUAUCUUUUGGAAAAAAAAGAUUCCUCUAAACCCCCUGACGUUAUGGUAUGUAGUAACGAAAUGACACAACCCGUGGACACCGGAAACGAAAUUGAAAAGACAGCAAACGAACAGAAUUCAUCUGAAACUACACAACAGGAUUCAGAAAAUAACCCUGAUAAUAUUACGGACGUCCAAGUGGCGACGAGAUCGAACAUCCAACCAGAAAUAUGUACAGCCACUGCAUCAAAAAGAAAAAAAAAGCGGUCAAAGGACCAAAGACCAACUAGCACAAGAAAGAAGGAACCAUCAACGCGGGCGAAAAUUGCUAGUAUCAUUAAAGCCUGGAAGAAAGGGCAGAGAAGACGCCGAGCCAGGGAACGGAUGACUAAGAGUUUAGUCCGAAAAAUGUUGGGGCCCGGUUUUUGGAGAGAAGUGACGGCAACGGAUCUGUCAGAGGCGAGUGCGUCUGCGGCGCGACGUACAGCACCGACAUCUACGAUAACAAGACCUCAUCCUUCUCCUACUCUUGAUGCGCCUUUCUACCCGCGGAUGAGUUCAGCAUCACCAGUUUAUGAACCCUUCGAUUAUUCACAAGCACACUGUAGCACAUCUAUGCCACCGUACACAGAAAUAUCAAAUGAACCACUCUGUUUAAUAGCUUCAACAUCAAGAAAUAUGGAAAGAGCUAGUAGCUCAUCUACAAUGACUGCUCUAAGACCAGGCUCUGUGAGCGAGGUGAUAGUUUUAGAUGAUGACUCAUCGGAUUCAGAAAAAUAUACGCCAAAUAUAGAGGGAACAAUGAAAUAUACGCCACCGCAUGAAAUGGCAGAAGAGACGAAGAAAGAAGGCAAAGCAAAAGAUAAACGAAAGGCCCCUGUAAAUCAAAAUGACCUACAACAAGAGCUUGAAAGGAACAAAAAGCUGCGAGAUAUCGUGGAUAAGGAAAUGGAACCCCAUCUACAUACGCCGGUGCAGACGCUCGGUGCAGCUGGUAUAUGCGGCAUUUUUACCACUCCCCUACCUUCUCUGAUGGAAGAGGAUGGUUGA